AUGCCUUCUACGCUCAAUGUGAGAUGGUACGUUUGGGCGUGCCCAAAGAUCAGCCUCUGGCUGUCCAGCAAUGCACGGGAGCAUGGUAUCGGCCGCCAUUGCACCUUGACCGAAGCUAAGAAGAUGUGCCCGAAUCUGAUUUCUCAGCAUGUAGCCACAUGGCGAGAAGGCGACGACAAAUGGGCCUACCGCGAUGAUGCAGCCGCCAACAUUCAGAGUGACAAGGUCUCUCUUGACCCUUACCGCCUGCAGUCCAGAAAGAUCUUGGCAGUCAUCAAGGAAUCCUUGCCCCAAGACCUCCAAAAGGUUGAAAAAGCCAGCAUAGACGAGGUUUUCUUGGACCUGUCUGCGCAAGUGCAUUCCGUUCUGCUGGAGCGGUUUCCGGAACUCGGGAACCCACCUCCAUACGACGACCCUACUGAGAAUCUGCCCAGCCCGCCUGUCUCAGCAUUAGAUUGGCAAGCAGAUGCUCUCAUCGAUCUGAACGAGGAGGAGGAGUCUGUGGACCCGGACUGGGACGACGUGGCGAUCCUCAUUGGGUCCAAAAUUGUACGAGACGUUCGACGUCAGGUCCUGGAAAAGCUCUUUUACACAUGUUCGGCCGGCGUUGCCAAGAACAAGCUGUUAAGCAAGUUAGGCUCCGGUCACAAAAAGCCCAACCAGCAGACUGUGAUCCGGAACCGAGCCGUGGAUCAAUUCCUGUCUGGUUUCAAGUUCACAAAGAUGCGCAAUCUCGGGGGAAAGCUCGGCGAAAACGUUGUUACGACCUUCAACACUGAUGCCGUCAGUGAACUGCUGCCCAUUCCUUUGGAUCAGAUGAAGGCAAAGCUGGGGCAUGAAACGGGAACAUGGGUAUACAACACCAUUCGAGGUAUCGACAACAGCGAAGUCAACUCUCGUACACAAAUCAAGUCCAUGUUGUCAGCCAAAUCCUUCCGACCUUACAUCAACACGCCCGAGCAAGCUGUAACAUGGGCAUCGGAGCCUUUCUGCUCAAAGGAGAGGAAGCCCAAGCCCUAA
This is a messenger RNA of Colletotrichum chrysophilum, 1020 nucleotides long. RefSeq lists its product as uncharacterized. Gene Ontology annotation, molecular function: DNA-directed DNA polymerase activity. The transcript has 3 exons. Bases 1 to 1020 code for a protein of 339 amino acids. Gene Ontology annotation, cellular component: site of double-strand break; nucleus; replication fork. The record is from RefSeq and is a predicted model, not a curated record. Gene Ontology annotation, biological process: response to radiation; error-prone translesion synthesis. Lineage: Eukaryota; Fungi; Ascomycota; Sordariomycetes; Glomerellales; Glomerellaceae.